Messenger RNA from Gongylonema pulchrum, 444 nucleotides. Lineage: Eukaryota; Metazoa; Nematoda; Chromadorea; Rhabditida; Gongylonematidae. The record is from the annotation of a GenBank genome assembly.
AUGCAUGCACUUGUCAAAGAAGUAAUUGCUGCUGCACCACCAAUGCCACCACAGUUUGAGCCAUUUUUCGAACCGAUCAUUAAUCUUCUUUGCUCAAAAAUGAUGAUGCAACUGAUUCGUGUUGUUCUGUGCCGCGUAGCAAAACGGAGUCGCUACGCAAGUGAUGGCCUAUUGCAUCGCGUACUGUAUUUGGUUGGCAUGGGUCUGAACGAACAAAUUCGGCAGCAGUCGUUUGACUUCAUUGGCUGUGCAGAAAAAGCGCUUAUAUUUGACAUGAUGAGAAGCCUUGUUGGUAAAACGGAGGUCGAACCGCAUGCCGAUUUGCUCGGUUAUCUCAUUGAGGUGGUUCCAGUUAUCUUUUUCUAUUUCAGAGAGAUUCUGAAAUGGCCUCUUGAAGGAAUUGCUUUAUCGAUUAAUAACUUCGUCAUAGUUGCUCGGCUAUAA